Molecule: messenger RNA, 2259 nt
Organism: Xyrauchen texanus (razorback sucker)
Lineage: Eukaryota; Metazoa; Chordata; Actinopteri; Cypriniformes; Catostomidae
Gene: tmem240a
Product: transmembrane protein 240a
Exons: 4
Coding region: 801-1256 (151 amino acids)
Source: RefSeq, a predicted model, not a curated record
GGUAUGAGACAGUGAUGGCAGAUGCUGCAUUAACCAAAAUGGAUAUAAAGAAAGAAGAAUCUUAGAAGCCUUCUUUAUUAACAAAAAGCAGUGCUGGCAUCACAGGCGAUAUAGGCUGCUUAAACACGCCGCGCGACAAAAAAUUACGCCUUGACGACGACACGAGUCUGUGGACUAUUAAAUAACACAUGAAUGAGACUGGAACAUUUCUGCUCAGCCGGAAGACGUUCAGAACCAACAGAACCAACUGUCCCCGGCCUUGCUCGUUUUCCCCAAGACGUUUUCAACGGUGUUGGAGCGCAAAGGAGGAGAGAAAGCAUCAGUAAUCAGACUAGGACACUCUCCUCAGCACCCUCCCACGACGAUACCGAACAGCACGGCUGAGGCGGAUUCAACUGCAGCAUUGGCGGAACGUAUCGCUGGAUGUGGGAGAAGACCGUGCGUGUAGGCUAAUAGGGAUAGUGAGAUCUGGCCAUCCCAACCCGUAUGCACUUUCAGAACAUUUCCCAAUCUGGCGAGUUUAGGACUGAGAGGCAGGUGUAGUGGUGAGGGCGCAUCCAUGAGCCCGGGACGGCAUGUUUUUAGUUUAACCGGCUUUGUUGAAAAGACUGGGUGAAGAGGAAAAGGCGAGUUCGGAAGUUUUGAUGCAUAUGAUCACAACCACCAUGAUUUUUAUGAUCCUCGGUGCUUCAGUUGUAAUGUGGUCACAGUACCAGGUCAUGUAGCGGUUGCUGAUUGCCAAUACUGCUUGUCAUGUCCCGGUUGACUCGAAUGGUUCUUUGCAGGCGAUUGCGUGUUUAAUGGACAUGAAUGCACUCCUGGACCGCUUUCACAACUACAUCUUACCGCAUUUACGAGGGGAAGACCGCGUUUGUCAUUGCAACUGUGGAAGGCAUCAUGUUCACUAUGUAAUUCCAUAUGAUGGAGACCAUUCACUCGUGGACUCGUCUGAGAAUUACUUUGUAAGUGACAGUGUGACCAAACAAGAGAUGGACCUCAUGCUGGGGCUGUUGCUGGGGUUCUGUAUCAGCUGGCUGUUGUUGUGGCUGGAUGGAGCUUUGCACUGUGCUGUGAGGGCCUGGAGAGCCAGUCGCUAUUAUGAUACCCCUUCCUGGUCAUGGUUGCCCCAGUUCUGUAACCUUCGGGACCUCCGUAGACGUGCACAGCUGCGACAACUGGAGGAUUCCAGUGGAAACAUGGUGCAUAUCAAGCAGAAGCUCUAUCAUAAUGGUCAUCCCAGCCCUCGCCACCUCUGACUAUUUAAUGGCAGUUUACCCAAAACUACUCCAUUACCAGCUGCUGCCUCAGAGACCCAAUUUAAUUGUUCCACUACAGUUUGAACCAUCUUUUAAACCUUCUAAAAGCACUCAAUGAGAUUAAGUAUUUGCCAAAACUAAGAUAGAAGAUUAAUGUUGCCAAUUUCCUGAUUUGUGUCGUCGUUCACUAUGUCUGAGAUAGAAAGUAUGGUGAAUGUUUUUGAAAAGGUUUGUUUCUGUACAGGCUUUUUAUUUUUCAUUGCUGAAUCCAGGCAUGCACUUUUAGAAUGGGGGAGGAUGCAAGAAUUAUUGUUUUUUGUUUGUUUGUUUGUUUUUAGACUUUGUGAUUCAAUUAAUACUUUUUUCCUGCUUUCCCCUACUUACUUUUUUAGCUUAUAAUCAGGAUAUUACUUUUUGGGAGGGUUUGAUAAGUGUGGGUGUGGUGGAAGUUUGGAGGUCUUGUUUUGAGAUGGAAGAGAUUAUGUGAAUAGUUAUACAUAUUGUUUUAAGGGAUUUAAGACCACAGCUAUUAGAAGGUUAGAAGAGUCAUGAAGUGCAUAAAAAGACAGUAAAAGACAAAUGUAAAGAAUUAAUUUUUAAUGCAGAUGUGAUAUGUGAACUUUUUGGAUGGAUGAAAAACAGAUCACUCUAAAAAAUAUUGAUUAUCUUUGUUACUAUGUGAAAUAAAUGAAUGUAUUAAUUUUAUCUGUAAAUAAAGGAGAGUGCAGGAAGAUUGAAAUGAAUGGUCAGGGCUCUUUUUGCUGUUUUGAACGUCAUCCGUCAAAUGUGAGAGAACCGCAAGCACUUGCCUUGUCUUUCCUACACUGUGUCCAAUGUCCAUCCCUGCUCUGCUUUUAAACUACUCCAUACUCAAACAAGAACAACCAGCCUGCCAGCACAGAGAGCCCUGACCCAAAUUUCUCUUCCUCUUUAUGUCCAGACAUUGCUGUUGUGAAGAUAAAAUGUCUGUUUUAUUAAAAGUGCCACUGAAGCACCACAGUGA